AUGAGCACCAAAGAGUAUGAAGAUCUUUCCAUAAAGGCGAAAUCAAGGUUUAGUAUUUCUCUCCGAAGUCUUUCACAGCCCAUGUCGCUUGGAGAGAUAGCAAGGACUUGGGACGUGUGUGCUCGGACAGUUAUUUCAGAGUAUGCGCAGCAGAGCGGUGGAGGGAGCUUCAGCUCAAAAUAUGGGACUUGGGAGAACUGCUUGAGUGCAGCAUGA
Ilex paraguariensis (yerba mate) is the source of this 216-nucleotide messenger RNA. The record is from the annotation of a GenBank genome assembly. NCBI's taxonomy places the organism in Eukaryota, Viridiplantae, Streptophyta, Magnoliopsida, Aquifoliales, Aquifoliaceae.